Messenger RNA from Boeremia exigua, 3206 nucleotides. Its product is annotated as vacuolar protein 14 C-terminal Fig4p binding-domain-containing protein. Gene Ontology annotation, cellular component: PAS complex; endosome membrane; fungal-type vacuole membrane. Bases 299 to 3151 code for a protein of 950 amino acids. The transcript has 8 exons. The record is from RefSeq and is a predicted model, not a curated record. Lineage: Eukaryota; Fungi; Ascomycota; Dothideomycetes; Pleosporales; Didymellaceae. Gene Ontology annotation, biological process: positive regulation of kinase activity; phosphatidylinositol biosynthetic process.
GCUCAAGCGUCGCUCCAGGAGACCCAAAAGCUCGCCCUGUCAGUUGUUUGUGCGACAGUCGUGCGCGCAGCCGUUGCUGGCUUUCAGCGUCCCGCGUUGGCGCGCACCAGGCAGGGAUGGCUCUGCAGAGGUGCGAUGACGUCCCCGCGCAUCUCUGGGCCGUGUUGAAGCAUGCACGACGCGACAACAACCGCACCUGCCAACGGCCAUCCACACUUCUGCGCCUACCCGCCCGCGCUCCCGACGACGAUGCACCCAUAGCCGCGACAUGUAAAGGCGGCCGCCGCACUCUAUCAAUAUGGACCCCAACAUCACCAAAGCGCUUAACGAUAAGCUCUACGACAAGCGCAAAAGCGGCGCACUCGAGCUCGAGGGCCUUAUUCGAGAUGCACUCAAUGCGCAGGACCACGACCGGAUAGCCAAGAUCGUGCACGAGCUCUGCCACCACUACGCAUAUGCCGUCCACCAGCCUCACGCCCGCAAUGGAGGCCUCAUCGGUCUUGCUGCGGCGUCAAUAGCACUGGGACCUGAAGUCGCACGCUACCUCGAAGAAAUCGUCCCCCCCGUCCUCGCCUGUUUCUCCGACUCAGAUGCUCGUGUCAGGUACUAUGCAUGCGAGAGCAUGUACAAUAUUGCCAAGGUCGCAAAGGGCGAAAUACUUGUCUAUUUCAACCAAGUGUUCGAUGCGCUGUGCAAGCUGGCCGCCGAUUCGGAGUUGUCAGUCAAGAACGGAGCUGAGCUGCUCGAUCGUCUAGUCAAAGACAUCGUGUCCGAGUCCGCUGCCUCAUACGUAUCUGUCCUUCACCUACUCAACGAAUCACCAGGUCACCCGGACGACUCUCCCGACCAUCCUGCGCACCAUCUCGAGACUGCCUUCAGCCUCGAACGAUUCUUGCCCCUUCUUGAGGAGAGGAUAAAUGUCAUCAACCCGUUCACACGCUCAUUCUUAGUCGCUUGGGUAACUUUGCUCGACUCCAUACCGGAUCUCGAGCUCAUUGCUCACCUACCCCGUUUCCUUGGUGGGCUGUUCAAAUUCCUUAGCGACUCAAACACAGAUGUAUAUACCAUGACACACGUUGCGCUCGAGAGAUUCUUGAAUGAGAUCAGGAAGAUCGCGCGGAUCAAGAAAGGCAUUGCAGAAAGCAAGAGAAGUCAUAGCAAGGACGGCCGAAGACAGUCCACGUCAUCAAGCACUCGCAGCGACAUCGGUGACGAGAGUGAAGCCACGGGCAGCAUACCGCUUGACCACCAAGCGUCCGUUGAAGAGGGCGACCACACAACCAUUGGCAGCGAGUCAAUGUCAGGUGAUAGUGGAAAGUCUGUUAACGGAGAUGGCGAUUGGAUCCCUGGGCAGGAUGUGCACGUUGAUCACCCCAAGAUUCUUGAGAUUCUUGUGGGCUUUUUGAGUUCGCCGUCAGACGCCGAAGAAGAGCAGACAAGCAUUGUGCUCACCGCCCUCCGUUGGAUCCACGCCUUCUUCGAGAUCUGCCCCGAGGACAUUACGCCGUUUGUCCCCAGCCUGCUCUCACACGUGCUACCGCGCAUGUCGCACGAUGUUGACGAGGUUCGCCAAGAGGCGAUCAAGGUCAAUGCUGCGUUGAUGGACUACAUAAUGUCGCUCUCCGAGGACCGCCCGCCGAAUAGCAACGUUGGAGAUAAGAUCUUGCUGCCGCCUUCACUCUCUGAAUUGGGUAAAGAGCUUACAGGCACCCAGCGGCGCGACUCGAACCUCUCGAGCAGGCUUCUAAAGGCAGUAAUUCGCGAGCAGGUACCAGAAAACAAAGUGGGCACACAGUCACCGACACCAGCAGAGGAUCGUGACCCCUCACCGCGCCAAGUGCCCGAACUGGACUAUCAGGCUGCUGUUAGCGCACUUACCUUGCAGUUCCUCAAUGAGCACGAAGCCACACGAGUAGCGGCUAUUGCAUGGCUGAUCAUGUUGCAUAGGAUGGCGCCUGGCAGGAUACUCACAGUCGAUGAUGGCACUUUUCCCGCCCUACUCAAGACACUCUCAGAUCCCUCUGACGCUGUCGUGACCCGUGACCUGCUACUGCUGUCACAGAUAUCCAUGCACAGCGACGACACCUAUUUCACCUCUUUUAUGGUCAAUCUCUUGAAGCUGUUUUGCACAGAUCGCAGGCUGCUUGAGACACGAGGCAAUCUCAUUAUCAGGCAACUGUGUCUCACACUGAGCGCCGAGAAGAUCUAUCGCACAAUGGCCGAUUGUAUCGCGAAAGAUGAGGACGUCGAGUUUGCGAGCAUCAUGGUUCAAAACCUCAAUAAUAACCUCAUCACGGCACCCGAGCUUGCCGACCUUCGGAGGCGAUUGCGCAACCUAGAAAACAGGGACGGGCAGUCAUUCUUCGUUACACUUUUCAAGGCUUGGUGCCACAAUGCAGUGGCUACUUUUUCACUGUGUCUCCUAGCUCAGGCUUAUGAACAGGCUUACCACCUGCUUCAAAUAUUUGCCGAUCUUGAGAUGACUGUCAACACUCUCAUCCAAAUCGACAAGCUUGUGCAAUUGCUAGAGUCGCCUGUGUUUACGUAUCUCCGCAUCCAGCUUCUCGAGCCAGAGAGGUAUCCGCACCUCUACAAAUGCUUGUACGGACUCCUCAUGCUUCUCCCACAAUCUUCCGCGUUUGCGGCGUUGAAGAACAGGCUGAACAGCGUGUCUGCUAUUGGCUACCUGCACAUUGCUCCACGCACGUAUGUACCCCAAUCCAAUACCCUAAACCAUUUGAGGCAAAAGAGCUCAGAAGUUGGUACCUCCAGCGCACCCCAAGGCCCCUCUGCAUCCGGAUUUGAGCGUCCCAAUCGACUCAAGGCCAGAGAAGAAGGCAGCGUCAAAUGGAACGAGCUCCUCGACAGGUUCAAGGCGACUCAAGAGAAGGCGAGGCGCACCGCGUCACAUGCGACCAUGGGCGAGGACAUGCCAACCGGCCUCGACACGGUCCAGGAGAAAGAAUCGAGAAUUCCACCAGCAGUGCCACCCAAACACGCGGGGCUGCGACCGAAUUCGCCAGCCGGAGCGACGAGGCCACCGGUUACACAAGCCGCAGCGAACGCAGCCCAAGGCCACAAACCCAGAUCUAGUCUCAGUAACCUUGGUCGGUUCGCCGGGGGCGUGGCUGGGCGGAACAAGAAGAAGUAGUGUAGGUGUCUGAGCUGCCUCAUUGUUUACAAGCUUGGCGUAGGUGGCAUCUGAG